Molecule: messenger RNA, 7449 nt
Organism: Porites lobata
Lineage: Eukaryota; Metazoa; Cnidaria; Anthozoa; Scleractinia; Poritidae
Source: the annotation of a GenBank genome assembly
AUGGCAGCUUUGGCAAACUGUAUUAAGCUUAAUUCGCCUCAGUUCUGCAGAGUAUUACAGCAGAUGAAUAUUUCAACGCCAUCAAUUCAUGUUACGAGCUUUGAUGACGAUGCGUACAACGAAAACAUGCAAAGAAAGUUAGACGACCCAACUUGGGCUGAAUUGGAAGACAAAUCCAAGACAGGAUCGGCUGAAGCGAUGGUGGAAAACUCUUUGGAUGAUGAUAAGAACAAGCAAGAAAGCGGUUUAUCUUUUACUAAUGUUAAUGCUAAUGACAAUGAUGGUGUCAGCAAAAAAGGAUCUCAUGAAGAAGAGAACACAGCUGUGUUAGAAAGCCACGAACAAACAGCAAAAAGUCAUCAACCAUCGACUAAUGAAGGAAGUGAAGUCUCGUCGCACACUCCAACAGAGAUUGAAGACAACCAAGUAGAAACAAAGAAAGACAAUUUAAAUAAACAAGGCGCUACUGAACAACUUAAGACAUCCGUUUCAAGGAAAGCGAGAAAGACUUCUUGGAGCUCAAGCGAUACGCAGCGUAAUGGUUUGAUAAAAAAUCCUUCUCCACCGCGGCGAAGAUAUACGGUGGGUUCAGUUUCUGGGGACAAUAAAAAUUACAAUGGGUCUCAGAAUAAUUCAAACCUCAACAAAAGGAGGUCUGUCCAAAGCUUUGGAUCCACACCAUUAAACAGUCGCUUGAUUACAGGUGAAAAUAAACACUCUACUGAAAUUAUGAUCAACAAAAAGAAAUCAGAACGAAUCGAUUUGUCUUUUAAGAGUGACCCAAGGAAAAGAUUGCAAACUUGCGGGGAGCUCGCUAGAACUGAAAAUAACAGUGGAGAUACGACACUGGACAAAGGCUCCCGAAGAUUUGACGGCGAUCACAGGGCUGUAGACAACGUUCAUUCGGCCCCUGCCGGAUCUCCACCGAGGUCUCCAAAAGUGCCAGUGAGGAAAAUCUCUGAAAAUAGCUUGUCUAUUCUGAAGAAUGCAGGUGUAACCACAAACACGGACGAAAAUUAUUCACUAAGUUCUCCCGUGAGGCGAGUUUCUACGUCAAUAAUUGAAGGGACAAAUCCACCAUCAAAUUCUCGAGCUAGAUCUGAAGCAGACAAAAGGAUAGCACAAAGUUUAAACUUAGCAUCUCCACCCCAAACGCGUAAGUUUAGCUCCCCGAAGCCACCAUCGGGGGAAAGACAUGCACAGCUGGCCGUCAGAGCAAAUCGCUCUCUAAGUAAGUCUGAUCUGGAUCUCCGCAAGAUUGGAUCUGAAGAAGAAACUGUCGAAGUAGGAAGACCCGUUAGUGUGUCGUCCCCAACACAUCCGCGCAGAGCUAGUUCAUCUCUGGGUAUCAGUGUUAGCCUUUCUAUGAGCAAGUCUGAAACUGAUCUUCGCAAGCUUGUGUCUGAUGAGGAGGAAAUGGAAAGAAGAGGAAGUUUGUCAGCUCACUCAUCACCUCGCAUGUUGCGCCGAAGUAGCAAUUGUCAAAUUCAAAAAAGUGCACCAACCUGUCCUGUGACUCCCCAGCAGGAGCGCAAGAUUUUUAUGGCAGCUGCCAAGCAAGAAGCGCGCCUACCAACACGGGCCAAGGCCAGGAAUGACCUUCAAGCUACAUCACAGCUGAUAAUUGAACAGGCAGAGAAGGAACUGAACAAAUUCAGCGAGCGCUUGCCGCACAUCUCUAUGGAACAAGUGAUGAAAACUUGGCAGAUCACAAACAGCAGGCAUUGGAAUAUGGUAUCAACUGUAGUGAAUCCACAUGCAAAAGGUAAAGGUAGUGGGACAAAUAUGGAAGAGGUUAAGGACUGCAGAUACGUACGGGAAUCUGUAGUAAUGCAGAAGAAGAAAAAGUUUUCACACUAAUAAGUUGCCUCGUUCCCACGCGUUUUCGGCUUGGUCAAACCUGGACUCUAUCGUGAGAUAUGACGUCACCAAGGGAGACUCGCCUACCUUUUCCCAGACUUCGCGCAGACAACGGGCAAGAGAGAACGCUUAUUGACUGGGCGGACUAAUAAGUAUAGAGCGUUUUCACUCACCAGCAUCUAUGCAGAGUUUGACUCCCAAAGAAUUGGCUUGGAGAACCCAACGUAGCCGCGUUUCAUUGUUUUGGAACAUCAAUAUGGCCGCCGUGGAGUCCUGUGAAAACGCUCUAUAAACGCAUUUAAGUAUUGACCUAAUCUAGUAAACUGAACUACCAAGCCGAAGCGAGACAACAAGCAGUCAAUUCAACUAAAAGGAACUAUAUUCAGAUCUUGAUCCAAUAUUAAAUUUGACAUUGAUUCCACACAAUCAGAAUCGAAAAAAUUUUAAUGCCAAUCAGGCUUACCGCUAAUAUCUCAGCUUAUCUCGGCAUAGCUAUAAAUGCUAAAAGACUGUCAACGUAAACAAGAACUAUAUUAUUUUUUCAAAAUUUAUAGAAACGUUGAUGGGAAAGAUUUCUCAAAGGUUGUGUUUCAUGAGAUACUCUGCAUAAUUCGCCACCACAGCUCACGCAAGAGACUCACCCCUCAAUCAAAGGGCGUGAAUGCUUAGUGUAAAAGAAGGAACUCAAAUAUCAUGACAGAAGCAUGUAAUAUGAUCAUGAGCAUUGCUGAGGUUUUCAUAUUCACUAAAUUUAGAUGAGAAUUUAGGGGUGUUGUCUAUUUUAAAUUAUGUGUGGCUUUAGCAGCCCAAAAACGGACUUGCGUCCUAAGUAAAAGCAGCUUUGCACUGGGACAUAGUUAAACAACCUGUUCAUUUGAGAGUAACGAUCGAAAAUGUACUCGCUCAUCCUCCUGCUUUUUUUUUUUUUUUGCUUAAUUGUACACCUGAUAAGGUUUUUUCUUUCUCUCCAAACCUGGAUGCUAUCCAUUAGAUUACAAGUCCAGGAAAUUCACUUAAAUUGGCAAAUUACCAAAGUGAACUUUAAUUGUCGCGAUAAACUACUCCGAUACUGAGCAAUUUCUCCACAGUUGAUAACCACCACACGCGCGUCGUUUCAGAAGGCUAAUCUUAAGGAAAAACCACUUUUUAUAUCACGGUACUGAUCUUUUUUUCCGUGAUGUGUAUUUGAGCUGUGGGCAUGAGGAUAACCCUGAAGAUCGUUUGGAGACAAAAUUAUCGACUGAAGGAAAUGGCUGACCUAUAUGUUUCUAAGUUAACCUGAGUGUGUACUUUUCUGAGUUCAGCCCAGUUAGCGAAGGGAACUGAGAAACUGGACUCUUCUUUCAGCCACGCAACAACACGAAAUACGCGUGCACAGCUACAAAGUUUGUCAGAAAUAAACACUCGAUCUGUUGACGGGGUAUCCAGAGGGGGCAAUAUGAACAAGUUCUGGAAGGGGAGUGGGGGGAGAGGGCCCUCCUGAUCCCGCAUUCCUGUUCCUUUUUCACGAAAAUCCCGCAUCCCGUCUUUUUUUUAUCGCCUUCUCGAAUACCGUUUUUUUUUAAAUACUAAUUGCUUAAAACCCGUUAAAUGUAAGAUAUAGAUUGGCUCUUUCGAUUGAUAUUACAAAUUUACGCGUGUUUUAAGGCCAUUGCAAAAAAGAAAUUGGUUUUCAUACUUCAGUAUGACGAAAAUGAGGGGGAAAGGAGGAAGAAAGGAAGAGGGAGAGGGGAGGGUUUCUUCCCCCUCACUCCCAACUCCAACCCCCUUGAUGUUUUUUUCCCGCUAACUAGUCUUUGCGCCGCCCCGUGGGGCAAAAGAAUACAACCCACUCCCGGAAGACAUUCUCAAGUUUUAAAAGGAAUUAAAAAGUCGCCGCCCACUUUCUUGGAAACACUUCUGAAAUAAAUCGAAUUAAUCACAUUUUCCAUAACAGUAUAACUCAUGUAUUUAUUUCUAUUCGUAACACAUGUAAAUAUUUUUGCUCGGAUGUAAUUUUAUUAUUGUAUAUUUUAAUUGUAUUACGACAGAAUAGCCCCGUAUAGAGGAGUCACCCGCGUAAUAAAGUGUAUGUUACUACCAGCACGCCUGGAAAAGGCUGUGUUUUCCCGGAUCCCGAAAUUACUCUUCUGUUAGCUAUCUCCUGGGCUUCCCGGUCGGAAAUUAAAUGACGGUGGCGGCUGUUCGCAGUGGCAAGCCAAAUUAUGAAUGCCUUUAAAGCCCGUUAUAUCUACUGAACGCCGCUUUAGUAAAAGAAGGGAUUACCGCUUCGGCGUUUUUUGUAAUGCAACUGAAAAAAAUGACAUUUGAUCCGACUUCCGCCGGAACUAGAGAGAACAGUUAUGCAUAUAGCCUCACACCCUUCCGCCACGGUCACCAAUGCAAAAUUACGUCACCCACGCCACCCUUCUUGGAAAACGACUCAUAUCCAUUUGACUGCUAAUCCUUGCUGGUUCAAUCAGUAUUCUCACUGAAAAUUAAAGUGGGUCAAGAGGAAUCCGGCUGAACUAAAUCAAGGAAAACCGUAAGUAAUAUUAAGCACUUCAUGGUCUGUUAUUUUAGUAGGUAUCAUGAACCAGAUCACCACUUCAUUUGAAACUCUUCACUCCACGGUCUUUGUAAGAAGGUUCACAAUUCGGAGUUCAAGCUACACGAUUUAAUUGAAAUAAAAGUUAACUUCUCUUCUUAAAGGCAAUCUUGAGAGCCAUGCCGAUUUUGACGCGGCAGUUCCCGGUUGAUACUGUGAAUUAAAGUGAACUUAAAAAAAUACUCUGGUCAAUACUUUUAGUCAGAACUAAUCAGUAAAGCACGUAAUUCGAGUUUUAAAAUGGCGCGGGCAAGUUUGUUUGUUUGUUUUUGUCAGCAGUACGUUUUUAAAAUGCUGUACGUCUCAGCUUGUUUGGACUGUUAUCUGUUUCGUAACCAAGAUCAGUCAGUCUCCGAAAUUUUUAAGAAUUCAAACAUUUGGGUUUCAUUCAAUCGCCACAUUUCUAUUAUUAUUCACCCGUUGAAGGCUCCGCGCUUGUUGAAUUAUUUAUUUUUCAAAGUUUUCAAAUUUUUCAAAUUUUGCAUAACCAAAUAAUGAUUUGGGGGCGCCGGACUACCGCAUUCCAGCGCAUACCGGCCAAGAGUACCGGAAGACGAUGCUUGUGAAAAUUUGGGGGGAGGACAAACAGAGUGUAUUUUGCAUGGUGCUCUGCUUUGUUAAUUCAGUGUACAAUUCGUAAACCACUCCAAAGAGACUUAGAGGUUUUAGAUUAAGCCUCUUUUGCUUUGAACUGCAACAGUGAUCUGUUUUUCAGAUAGCCUGUGUGGCAGGCGUUUGAAAGGGAAGGGAACGGGAGUUUUGGGCGCGAGAGAAAAACUUCCUUUCCCUUCCCUUUCAAACGCCUGCCACGCAGGCUAUUUGUCAGAGGGCUUGGACUAGGCGGAGAGGACCCUGGGAACGAGUUUAGGCGAUUUUCUUCUCAGUGCUCCACUCAGUUGCCAGCCUUGUACUGCAUUCAAGUUUUUGUUUCUUAAUGUUUUAAUUCAUACAAAGAUUCAGACCCUUUUCUUUUAAAUCAACAAUGAUACAAUCAGAAAAAAAGAAUGAAAGAGAGGAUAGGACAACUAGUUUGCUGUUUCACUGUGCGUCACGGUCUAUGCGAAUAUCUUCAUAUAGACCAAGUGCAGGGGGUGGGGGGUACUUCCUUAUAAAAGGCUAAUGGGGAUGUGCCGCUGAAUGGGAACGAAUUUUCACGACUGGAUUGACUAUAACGUGGUUGCAUUUUCAAUAGCGUUACUAGAUAUCACUAGAAUGGGACCCAAGUGCCCCCCCACCCCAACCCGGGACCAUGUGCCUUCUCUUUGUUUUGUUUGCUCUUUGUUUGCACUCCAAAUUUUCCGCGAAAUGGAUCUAAAUUACAUAUUCUAGGCCUGUGACACUGAGUUUUCAGUGUUACGUUAGAACGAACCCCCCGCUGAGUCAAAUUUUUCACUUGAUCGAAUGCUACAUGUUUACCCGAAGGUAUUACAAAUACAAUCUUAACUACUUGAUUGAAGCGUGAUACGUGAGCCAAAUGGAACUCGCUGCUAUUUUGUUGACAUGACAUGGGUGUAAUUGCUUGCUGUGACCUUAUUAGGCCAGCGGAAACAUUCGAGAAGCUGCUAAAAUAAUCGAAUCGAAUGUUUACUCGAUUAGUCAUAUCCGCUAAAAAUGAACUAAGAUCCUUAAAACUAUAAAAACCACUAAAAAAGGAAAGAAAAUGGAUUGAACUUCAUCUGGCAGGCUUUGAGUUGAUUUAGACGGCGAUUUUUCACAAUACUUAUGUUACUGUUUUUAGGACCACCAAAGCUGUACCCAAGAUGAGCUUGAAAACAAUGUCACGAUUGCCACAGAUUUCUGUAACUUCGCCCCGGGAAUCAAUCGAAAAGGCAAUAUUUUUUCCUUCAAGAGGAAAUGUGGCCAGAGAAAAAAAUGACCCCCUUCCGAGUGGAGACAAUUCGUCUGACAACAAAAUUUUAAAGGAUAAAAAUUCGGAAGCUGUAAACAAAAAUAACACGCCGUCUGUUUUGCUUCGCGUGAAACCAAAUCCACGACAAGUUGAGCCGGGUCAUCUCAUCACGGAUCAAUACGUGCCUAACAAAGAAAAUGUGUUAGAUUAUCGAUAUCAGCAGCGUCACAAAAAGAGCGUCAUCAUAACACGCGAAGGUCUCGCUCCAGCUAGCAAAGCCCGUGAGCGAGAACACGUUUGUACAGUUUCUGGAAACAUGUCUGGCGGUAAAACGCAGCCAAAGAAAGUCACAGUUACAGCUGGGUCUUUGAGGGCUCGAGAUCAAUCCUUUCAGGCAACUUCCUCGGGCAAUGAACAAUUCAGGGGUGUUAUUUCAGGACUUGGCAUGUCUCGAGUUCAAGACUCCGGUCUACCUAAGUAUACCCCAAAAGAUACAGAUAGACUUUCAAGAAGUUCAGUCAGUGUUAAAGGAAUCAGCAAGUCCAAGGAAAUAGUGAAAAAAGAGGAGAAGUUAAAACCACAGGUUCAUCACGCGCUUUUGCAUUCAAAACAUAGCGGAGGGCACGAAGAGCGAACACGAAGAAGAGUUUCACCCGGAUCACCGUUGAAACAACUGACUGAUGAUUCGCCUUCGAAAGGUGGAAGGAGAUACUUAAACAUUAGUCCGAAACCUAAAGAUUCUGGAAUUGAAAGAAAAUUGAAAACUCCGAAAAAGGUUACACCAAUUCCUUCUCCCGCUGCGCGCCACGGGCAAAACGACGAUUCCGCCAGGAGAAGUUCAGAGGAUCUGGUCCCAGUCAUGGAGUUACCUAAAGUAACUAUGAAUGAAGUGCUACAAUCAUGGAAUAUAGGGCCGGCGCGGAACAGAACGUCAAAUCUCGCGGGAAAAGACCCAAUGGAAUUUUUAUUAUCGAGGGAGCGCUCCGAUUCUGAGCCGAAACAAAGAACGACGACACUCGAAGAACUCCGGAGAUGUCGAUACUUACGAACAGGCGGAAAAGACGAACAAGAGCUCAAACACAGUAAAAUUUGUUCGUGCAAUUCAUGUGAACAUGGGGAAGGCUUGAAGAGCACGCCAUAUUUAAAUUCUUAG